ACUCUCUUUACAAAACUAAGUAUACAAGGGAAAAGUAGACAUUCACAAAACAAAACUUAACAAAACGCAGAAACACGAUACUUAAAAUUAAGCAAUGUUCCAACCGGAGUAUGAAAAACGACUGCUUCAGGGAUUAGGGAUACCGGGAGCCAGUGGGCGAGAGCACGUGGACUUACGCUGCAUUCCUUCACGCGCCAGGAAUAACUGGGAACGAAACUAUUAUUUGACGGCUGAUCCGAACCCGGUUAUUGCGGAACAGUUGCACAGUUCCCCAUAUGCAUGUCUGCUGCGAAAUGAGUUGCUGGACUCUGAAGUUUCCUCAAUUGAUGAUUGCAAGCGCAGUAAAAACAUUCUUUUGGAUACGGGUGAUUUCACAGAAAAGGAAAACAUACGCGUUUUCGGAUAUGGAAAUUACACUCCAUCGAAUAAGACCGCGCGCCACCCAUUCUCAAGGAUUAGCGAAGCCAGUCGUAGGCUACUUUGCAGUCCAACUAGUGCAGUCCGCCGGGUAACUCGCCUGCCGUAUAAGGUUCUUGACGCCCCUGAGCUACAGGACGACUUUUAUUUAAACGCCCUGGAUUGGUCGUCGAAGGACAUACUCGGUGUUGGCCUUGGAUGUUCUCUUUAUCUUUGGAGUGCAGUAGACUCCCAGAUAACACGCCUUUGUGACCUUAGCGACGAAGACAAUUUGAUAACAGCUGUGAAAUGGCACAGCGGAGGAAAGGAGCUAGUUGUUGGCACAAAUCAUGGCUCCGUAGCCAUUUGGGAUGUCGACCAGGAAGCUUCCUUGGUCUUAGACCAAGAAGCAGAUUUCUGAGCCACUUCAUAAGUUUACCGCUCAUAAUGCUGCCGUGAAGGCACUGGGCUGGUCUCCUCACAAGUCUGUCCUCUUGGCUAGUGGCGGAGGUACCGCCGAUCGUUGCCUCGCUUCUGGAACGUGAUUAGCGGUCAGAUGGGACAAUCUGUUGAUACCGGAGCACAGAUCAGUAAUUUGGCAUGGUCGCGAAAUUCAGCUGAACUUGUUACCACUCAUGUGUUCGGACAACCACAGUGAUAUAUCUAGCUGUAAGCCCAGACGGCAAGUCAAUAGUAACGGGCGGCGGUGACGAGACUCUUCGCUUCUGGAAUGUAUUUACCGAAUGAAAGCAGCCUCAGGCGCCACGAUCAGCACUUAGCCUUUUCCCCAACAUACGAUAAUGUCCUAAAUUCUAAAAUAUCAAAAACUGUAUCGCAAAUUUUAAUGAAAUUCUUUAUCACUUUCCAUUUCCAUUAUCAGUUCCAUAUCUUAUUGCUAACAAAAAUAGAUUAUCAAUGGUUA
This is a messenger RNA of Drosophila miranda, 1318 nucleotides long. Its product is annotated as fizzy-related protein homolog. Gene Ontology annotation, biological process: positive regulation of ubiquitin protein ligase activity; anaphase-promoting complex-dependent catabolic process; positive regulation of anaphase-promoting complex-dependent catabolic process. Bases 95 to 817 code for a protein of 240 amino acids. Gene Ontology annotation, cellular component: anaphase-promoting complex. Lineage: Eukaryota; Metazoa; Arthropoda; Insecta; Diptera; Drosophilidae. Gene Ontology annotation, molecular function: ubiquitin ligase activator activity; protein binding; anaphase-promoting complex binding. The transcript has a single exon. The record is from RefSeq and is a predicted model, not a curated record.